UAUGAUGUAUGAGCAGAAUCACUUCACCACCACGUUGCGAGCAAAUUGUCCGGAGAACAGAAUCGUCCACCAGAUAGACACAAGCCCACAUGAAACUUCUACGCAAACCCUUCCUAAAGGUUCUUGUGCAAUCUCCUCGGGUUCUUGUGCAAUCUCGGAAACGCCAACUUUUCCUUCUCUUUACUCAUUUCACCGUAUUAAAUCAGGCUGCAAACAUGCAUUGCAUUGAGAAAAGGCAACUGAAUUAAAAGCCUCCUGGCUCCAACCAACUGUUGCACUCAGUCCCUUUCCAAUGCUUUCCCCUCCCUCUUUAACACUCCCUAAUGAAAACGGACACAAGUGCCAAAUAGUCGGUUCAGUUUGUGCAACGCUGCAGCAUGCGUUCUUCUUCCAUGCUUCCUCUGUUCUUCUUCUUCAUCUUCUUUAUUCCACACCUCUCUUUCUCCCUCAACCAAGAAGGCCUCUCCCUUCUCUUCGCUAAGAGCUUCCUCUCUGACCCCUACAAUGUCCUGUCCAACUGGAACCCUGCGGACUCCAACCCCUGCAACUGGACCGGGGUAACCUGCGGCGCCGCCGCCUCCGUCACGGCCGUCGACCUAUCCGGCUUCGCUCUCUCAGGUCCCUUCCCUUCUGCGCUCUGCAGCCUUCCUCAUCUCACCUUUCUCUCCUUUUCCAACAAUGGAAUCAACUCCUCGUUGUCCGCUUCCGCGCUCCGAGGCUGCUCCGCCCUUACCCAUCUCGACCUCUCGCAGAAUCUGCUCGUCGGCCCGCUCCCGGCUUCGCUUCCUUCGCAGCUCACCGACCUCUUGCACCUGGAAUUGACGCAGAACAAUUUCUCCGGCGAAGUGCCGGCGUCUUUUGGAAAUUUCCCGCGCCUCCAAUCGCUCUCCUUGGUGGGGAACCAGCUCACCGGUUCGCUGCCUUCGUUCUUAGCCAAUUUGUCUUCUCUAAGCGAGCUUAAUCUCUCUUACAACGACUUCGCUCCGUCUCCGGUUCCGUCCGCCUUUGCUAACCUCACGCAGCUUCGCGUGCUCUGGCUCGCCGGCUGUAACCUCAUCGGCCGCAUUCCGCCAGACCUCGGCCGCCUUUCCUCCCUAAUGAAUCUCGACCUCGCCUAUAAUUCCCUCACCGGCAGUAUUCCCGAAUCUCUCGCUGGGUUGUCGUCGGUGGUCCAAAUUGAGCUCUACUCUAAUUCGCUUUCCGGUCCAUUUCCCGUAGGCUUCUCCAACCUUACCCAACUCCGGUUCCUCGACGCUUCCAUGAACCACCUCUCCGGGAGCAUCCCCGAUGACGUUUUCCUCGCUCCAAACAUUGAAAAUUUGCAGCUUUACGAGAAUAAUCUAGUAGGGCAGAUCCCUCUGACUAUUUCCCGGUGCAAAAAUCUUUUCGACCUCCGGUUAUUCUCCAACCGCCUCACCGGCUCUCUUCCGGCUAAUUUUGGCAAGAACUGUCCUCUUAGCUUUCUUGAUCUCUCCGACAACUUUCUCUCCGGCGAAAUUCCCGUCGGUUUAUGUGACGGCGGGGCUCUGAGGGAGCUUCUCUUGCUAAAUAAUUCAUUUUCAGGUAGGUUGCCGGAGAAUCUUGGCAGGUGUAGGACACUGACUCGCGCACGACUCCCUAACAAUUGUCUUUCCGGCGAGGUCCCGUACUCCUUUUGGGGACUGCCUCACUUGUGGCUGCUCGAGUUAUCCGGUAAUUCCUUUUUUGGCAGCAUCUCGCCAGCUAUAUCCACUGCGGCUAAUCUAUCCAUGCUUCUACUCUCCGACAACCAAUUUAGUGGUCCUAUUCCGGAGGAAAUCGGAACUCUGUCUAACAUGUACGAGUUCUCGGCAGCCAACAACCGCCUCUCAGGAUCUCUGCCGGUUAGCAUGCGGAAACUCUCUAAGCUCGGAGAGUUAGAUCUCCACAACAAUUCCCUCUCCGGUGAGCUCCUCAGGGGUGUCCAAUCAUGGAAGAAACUUAGCCAGCUGAACCUCGCCGAUAAUGAGUUAUCUGGUAGCAUUCCGUCGGAGAUUGGAGAUCUCCCGGUGCUCAACUAUCUCGAUCUCUCAGGGAAUGAACUCAACGGAGAGAUUCCAAUGGAGUUGCAAAAUCUAAAACUCAUUCAAUUCAACCUAUCCAACAACCAGUUCUCCGGCCGCCUUCCUCCUCUGCUUGCAGCACAGGCUUAUCAGAACAGCUUCUUAGGCAAUCCCGGCCUAUGCGGGGACUUGAUCACUGGCCUUUGUCCUCGUGUGAAAGGCGAAAGGAAUCCGGAACGUGAAAUUAUCAUGUGGCUUCUUCGAUCGUUGAUUGUACUCUUAGCCCUCGUGCUAGUUCUUGUGGCAGUUUGUUUCUAUUGGAGGAACAGGAACCCGAAUCUGGCACUUCCAGCAGUAGACAGACUAAAAUUGAAGCUCACUUCCUUCCAUAAGCUUGUACUCAGUGAGAAUGAAAUCUUGAAUUGCCUCGACGAAGACAACGUGAUAGGAACCGGAGCCUCCGGCAAGGUCUACAGGGUCGUGCUCGAGAACGGCGACACGGUCGCAGUGAAAAAACUCUGGGGCGCCUCGAAAAAAGGCUGCGUUCACGAGGGAUUCGGGGAUGGCUUCGAAGCAGAGGUGGCAACCUUGGGGAAGGUAAGGCACAAGAACAUCGUGAAGCUAUGGUGCUGCGUCACGCACAACGACUGCAAGCUCCUUGUCUACGAGUACAUGCCAAACGGGAGCUUAGGAGACAAACUCCACGGUAGCAAAGGAGCCCAGCUGGAGUGGCCGACGAGGCUGAAGAUCGCCAUGGAUGCGGCGGAGGGGCUUGCCUACCUGCACCACGACUGUGUUCCACCCAUCGUUCACCGAGACGUCAAGUCCAACAAUAUAUUGUUAGAUGCGGAGUUUGGCGCCAAAGUUUCAGACUUCGGCCUCGCGAAGGCCAUUGAAAAAGGACGACAGUCCAUGUCAAUCGUCGCCGGCUCCUGCGGCUACAUCGCUCCAGAGUAUGCGUACACGCUGCGGGUUACUGAAAAGAGUGACAUAUAUAGCUUCGGCGUGGUUAUUCUUGAGCUGGUAACUGGAAGAGUUCCGGUGGAUCCUGAGUUCGGAGAGAAGGAUUUGGUCAAGUGGGUGAGCUGCGUGAUAGAGCAGAAAGGAGUGGAUAACGUGAUCGAUCAGAGGCUCGAUCUUUGUUUCAAGGAAGAGAUCCGCAAGGUCCUCAACAUCGGCCUCCUCUGCACCGACUGUCUUCCGGCCAAUCGCCCAUCCAUGAGGACUGUGGUGAAGAAGCUCCUCGAGGUGGCGCAUGACAACAUGCUUAAGCCGUCGAUAAAGGACCCGAAGCAAGUUUGAUGCAAUGCAAUCUUUUUAGACAGCUAUCAUAUCGAGUUAGGUAAUGUAUAGGAUGAUGCUGUCGAUGUUUCUGCAGUUGUACUGUACCCUGCGUUUACUUUUAUAUGAAAUCUUAUGAAAGGACAUGUUCAAUUUAUUAGUUAUAAUUAUUUUAAUUA
Zingiber officinale is the source of this 3481-nucleotide messenger RNA. Its product is annotated as receptor-like protein kinase HSL1. Gene Ontology annotation, biological process: protein phosphorylation. Bases 378 to 3323 code for a protein of 981 amino acids. The record is from RefSeq and is a predicted model, not a curated record. The transcript is spliced from 2 exons. NCBI's taxonomy places the organism in Eukaryota, Viridiplantae, Streptophyta, Magnoliopsida, Zingiberales, Zingiberaceae. Gene Ontology annotation, molecular function: ATP binding; protein kinase activity; receptor serine/threonine kinase binding.